CUAAGAUUCUACUUUUUCCAAUUUUCUUGUAUAAUUUUUGACAUUUCUGCCCACACCGAGAUAUUAGCAUGCUAAUUAACGCAUCAAACCAAUCUCGAUUGCCUGGCUUGAAAGGUAUACUUCACAAGCUUGAUGUUGCUGGCGACAUGGCUAGAGUGGAAGCAAAGAAGUUGCGGGGAAUUGACAUCUGCCCUGCUUCUGGAUCUGCUGUGCUUUCAAGUUUGGACCAUCAAUCAGUCUUCAAAUCAACACGAAUUCAACAGCAAACUUUCGCUUUCGACCACUCUGUCUUUGGCCCCACGUAUCCAUGUAUUGAAUCUACUACAUCGCACGAGCCCGACUAUUUCAAGCCAGCAAAAUUUAAUCUCUAGACGCAGGCACCCGGCAUACAGUACAAUCCCUAUUCAUGGCCACGUCUGCAAUGCAUGUAUCGUGCACAGAGGCGGUUAUGCAUAUACGCGAAAAGCUCGAUCGAGUUUUCAUUGAGCUUAGGGUACUAAUGUAACUUACCCAUAUGAGCUGAAGAGAGAAUGGCAAAGUAUGCACCACGAUAUAUUGCAGAGCAUACGGUGGCCAACAGCGCCUAGAGACCAAAGCGUUUGGCCAAGCAGUAAAGCAA
This is a messenger RNA of Xylona heveae TC161, 619 nucleotides long. RefSeq lists its product as hypothetical. Lineage: Eukaryota; Fungi; Ascomycota; Xylonomycetes; Xylonales; Xylonaceae. Bases 133 to 486 code for a protein of 117 amino acids. The record is from RefSeq and is a predicted model, not a curated record. The transcript has a single exon.